AUGCAGUUCACCGAGGACGAGUUGGAGGUCGAACAAUCGCAAGAGCAAGAGCAGCAGCGUUAUCACCACCCCGGCGCUAUGGAGAGCACGUCUCCGCUCGCGCGCAUGGCCAGCAUGUCCAACAACAACCGCUUCUUCGGCAACACCCACUCCCGCCCUGGCAAGCAGCCCGUACGGUCCCGACCCAUCGCCACGCCGUCCGCAUCAUGUAGCAAUGUCCCGACAAUGCCCAUACCAAUUCCCACCAACCCGAAUGUGAUUCCGGGCAAUACCUUACCCUCGGCGCCCGCAAGCCCGCCCACCCCUGCCCCCUCCCCGACGCCGAUGAGCCGUGCGCCAGACUGGUCCAAGGCAGAUCCUCGCGAGGACAUUGGUCUGCUUGACCUCGACGACGGCGAUGAACAUUUUUCCGCUAGCGCGACAAGCUCAGCGCGUGGUUAUGGGUUCGGCUACAGGCACAUGCGUGGGGCUUUUGCGGACAUGGACAACGAGGAGCGGCAGCGCAUGCUAGCAGAAUUGCUCAACAUGUGUGACGGGAAAUUGCUAGGCUUUGUGGCCAACUUCGUUGGUCCGCGACUUAAGAGAGAUCCUUUCUCGGUCCUUCCCAACGAGCUCUGUCUCAGGAUCUUGACCUUUAUCGAAGAUGCAAGGACAUUAGCGCGAAGCUCUCAAGUUAGCAGGAGAUGGCGUGAGCUAGUCAGCGACGACAUGGCAUGGAAGAGCCUUUGUGAACGCCACGCAUAUCGGMGAAUGUCAGACGGACAGCAAUCAAGAUCGCAUCACCAUGGCAGCGGGACUGGUGGUGCUUCGUCGCAGCGGCCCCAGCAUCCAUACGGUUACUUUGCACAAGCACAGAGUCCGACGCUCAUGGCCGGCUUAUCCUCCAGCGCUCCAGAUCUCACACGCCACAUGGGGCUCACCACCACCCCGCCUUCGAUGACCCCAGCACAGCUUCGCUCUCCUUCUCGCUCGAAUUCUUCCCGCCAUGGUGGACACCGACCAAAGGCCAUAUCCUAUCGCUCGCAUUUCAAGCAACGUUACCAAGUUGAGACUGCCUGGCGCCACGGUGGUCACGUCGACACCCGCCAGAUAACCCCAGAUCAGGGCGUUGUAACCUCCCUCCACCUUACAUCCACUUACAUUAUCGUAGCAUUAGACAACGCGAAGAUCCACGUUUUCGAUACAUCAGGACGGCAUUUGCGUUGUUUGCAGGGACACGUCAUGGGUGUGUGGGCCAUGGUACCAUGUGGUGACACUCUGGUAUCGGGAGGCUGCGAUCGCGAUGUAAGAGUAUGGGAUCUGACCACAGGAAUGGCCGUGCAUAUGCUGCGGGGACAUACCAGUACAGUCCGCUGCCUCAAGAUGAGUGGAACUGGACUUGCGAUUUCAGGCAGCAGAGACACGACGUUGAGAGUGUGGGACGUGAAAAAGGGCGUUUGCAAGCACGUGCUUGUUGGACAUCAAGCCAGUGUCCGCUGUUUGGCGAUUCAUGGCGAUGUAUGUGUCAGUGGGAGUUAUGACACCACCGCCCGAGUUUGGAGCAUCAGCGAGGGCCGAUGCCUCAGAACUUUGCAGGGGCAUUUCUCACAAAUAUAUGCCAUUGCCUUUGAUGGGCGGAGAGUGGCAACUGGAAGCCUGGACACUUCUGUUCGAGUCUGGGACCCGCGCGACGGUCGAUGCCUAGCCCAACUCCAGGGACAUACAAGCUUAGUGGGCCAGCUUCAACUACGAGGCGACACUCUCGUCACCGGCGGGAGUGACGGCUCUGUUCGUGUUUGGAGUUUAAAGAGCAUGUCGGCAGUUCAUCGUUUGGCCGCGCACGAUAACUCCGUCACGAGCCUUCAAUUCGAUGAAUCGCGAAUCGUGUCUGGAGGUAGCGAUGGUCGAGUCAAGGUGUGGGAUCUGCGAACGGGCGUCCUGGUGCGCGAGCUGGGCGUUGUGGCAGAAGCAGUAUGGAGAGUUGUGUUUGAAGACGAAAAGGCUGUGGUGCUGGCCAGCAGAGGUGGCAAGACUGUGAUGGAAGUCUGGAGCUUCGCACCGCCUAGUGAAGAUGGUAGCGACGAGAUUGGACGAGUGUCCCACGUGAGCUCUCCAGGCCCCAGCAUCUACCACGAUGACCAUCGAUCUUCUUCCUACCGGUCACUGGACACCUCCAAUCUCGCGAAUCAGCUCGAUGAGGGUCACAACGCCGAGAGGCCGACGGUCUCCUCUUCAUUGCGGGUGGGAAGGACUCAUCGGGAGACCUCCGAGAUGCUCUUACUCGACCAAGGCGAUGCUGUCAUGGAGGAUGUCUUCGACCCUCUGAGGGGAUUCGGCGGCGCUGAACAUGACGAUGAGUCGGUGCGUGUUCAGAGUGGUUAG
Ramularia collo-cygni is the source of this 2361-nucleotide messenger RNA. Its product is annotated as related to Cdc4 and related F-box and WD-40 proteins. Lineage: Eukaryota; Fungi; Ascomycota; Dothideomycetes; Mycosphaerellales; Mycosphaerellaceae. The record is from RefSeq and is a predicted model, not a curated record. The coding region runs from base 1 to 2361 and encodes 786 amino acids. Gene Ontology annotation, molecular function: protein binding. The transcript has a single exon.